CUUCCCCUCCAGGUUUCCCAACGCGGCGAUGAGGAAGCGCGAGUCCAUCGGACGCACGGACGCAGCCGGAGCCCCGCGGCCAUCGCCGGCAGCCCCCUGCCUCGGGCGACAUCUCCACAAUGGGCGUCACUCCUCUGCCUCAGCUCCUGCUCUGCUCUGCGCUGCUGACAGUCGCGACGCCGCUGGGCCCCGACCUCGCCUUCAACCUGACCUUCGACCCCACGACCUGGACUCUGACCUGGGCGCCGGAAGACGCCGCGGUGACGUCUUGCACCGUAACCUCGCCGGGGGCGGGGCUGCGGCGGCGCGUCACGCCCCGGACUGGCCGCUGCCGGUUCCCCCCGAUGGAGCUGCACCGCGGGGUCGUGCUCGAGGUCAACGGCACGAUCGGGGUCACGGCCGCGCACGGGACAGCGCGCUUCCUCAACGCAGGCGCGCCCGGCUCGGGGGCGGAGAACCUGACGUGCGAGAUCCGCGCCGCGCGCUUCCUGUGCUGCGCGUGGAGGGCGGGGCCGGCGGCGCCCGCGGACGUGCGGUACUCGCUGAGUGUCCGCAACGCCACGGGUCACGAGGUCGCGCGCUGCUCCGCCCCCGCGGGCGGCGAGGUCGUCACACGGUGCCGGGCGGAUGACCUCUCGCGGCUGCGGGGACGCGCCUACGUCGUGGUGACCGGAUCAAGCCAGUCGGGGCCGGUGCGCUUCCUGGAUGCUGUGCUGAACACCAAACUCAUCGAGCGGCUCAGCCCCCCGGGCGCGGUCAAUGCCUCCUGUAACUCCUCCCACUGCGCAGUGGACUGGGCCCCGCCCCCGACCCUGGCGGCCAUGUCCGCCCGCGAUUUCCGCUUCGAGGUGGAGUGGAAGGACGGUGACCCCAGCUCGGAGCCCAGGAAGGUUCUAGUCACUGGCGUCACCGCGGUGACCUUCCCCAGCCCCGCCCCCCGCGGCCGCCACGAGGUCAGGGUGCGCGCUGGCGACGUGCGGAGCGAGCGCUGGAGCGACUGGAGCCCCGCCCACGAGAUCGGCCCGGAUCCCGCUCCUCUGCCCGCUGUCCUCCUGUACGCGCUGCCAGCCUGCGCGGCCCUGCUGUGCGCGCUGGCGCUCGGGGCGGCGUGCCGGAGGCUCCUCCUCCCCGCGAUCCCUGGGAUCAAGGACAAGGUGUCGGACAACGAGCACCUGAACCCGGAGGUGCUGAGGAAGGAUCUGCUGCAGCCGUAGCCCCACCCACGGCCCUGACGUCAUCAAGGAAGUCCCGCCCCAGGCCGUGAUUGACAGGCCGGCUUCGGGGGGGGGAGAUUUAUUUUUUAAUAAACGUGUUUCCAGGAC
Messenger RNA from Grammomys surdaster, 1322 nucleotides. RefSeq names its product granulocyte-macrophage colony-stimulating factor receptor subunit alpha-like. NCBI's taxonomy places the organism in Eukaryota, Metazoa, Chordata, Mammalia, Rodentia, Muridae. The transcript is spliced from 12 exons. Gene Ontology annotation, biological process: cytokine-mediated signaling pathway; immunoglobulin mediated immune response. The coding region runs from base 120 to 1214 and encodes 364 amino acids. Gene Ontology annotation, molecular function: cytokine receptor activity; protein binding. Gene Ontology annotation, cellular component: membrane; external side of plasma membrane. The record is from RefSeq and is a predicted model, not a curated record.